Oncorhynchus mykiss (rainbow trout) is the source of this 990-nucleotide messenger RNA. Lineage: Eukaryota; Metazoa; Chordata; Actinopteri; Salmoniformes; Salmonidae. The record is from RefSeq and is a predicted model, not a curated record.
AUGACAGAUCAGACUCAAUUUGUGUGUUUUUAUUCUCUUGCAGAAAACCACGUAACCUGUGUCUUCUCAGAGGAUUGUGUCCUGCCCUGCAGCUUCCAUCCUGACAGUGAGAAUAUAAUCCACUGGCUGAAAGUAGAAGACAAGGACCUGACCAUCCACUCCUACUACUACAGUACAUAUCAGCUCAAACAGCAGAGCCAGCGUUACAGAGGGAGAACAGCCCUGUUCAAUGACCAGAUCCCCAAAGGAAACGCUUCACUACUGCUGAGAGGGAUCACACUCCAGGACCAGGGCAGAUACAAGUGUUACACCAGCACUAUUAAAGGCAACAUGGAGUCCUUCAUUAACAUAGCAGUGGAAGCUCCAGUCCGCUUGGUGGACAUACAGUUAUCAGAUGACAUCAUCACCUGCAGUUCUACAGGUAUCUACCCUGAGCCUAAACUCACCUGGUCAACUGACUCUGACCUUUCAUUUGACCCUGGAACCAUCCAGAACUCCACCAGCAUCAAGGUGGAUGACCAGGGCCUCUAUGACAUCACCAGAACAAAACAGUUUAGCAGAGACCUAACCAACACCUCUCCUGUCCAGGGUUCUCCAAGCAGUGAGGUGUCCAUCCCCUGCAGUGUCUCUCAGUCUGACCUCCUGACCUUUAACCUCACCUGGAGGUUCAACCAGAUGGUCACCAUUCUCACCUCCACCAAGGAUGCAUCUCAGAUGUAUAUUGAUGACAAGUGGAAGGAGCAGGUUCAGAGUUUGUCUGACUCUGGCAGCCUUCAGCUCCACAAGUUAACCAUGGUCCACCAGGGGACCUACAGCUGUGAACUCUCUACUGCCAGAGACACACACCUGAUCCUCACCUACCUGCAGAUCACACCUGAUAAACUAUCUGAUGUUUCAGAUGGACUGAGUCCAGGUUCAAUCACUGGUAUAAUAAUAGUAGCAGUGAUUAUAGCAGCAGUGAUAUGUUACCUGCUGAGAGGUAAGUUAUGA